UAUUUUUUGCAACCAUCAUCUCCCCUCUUCCAUCAGACUAGCAGCUCUCACUCAGCUCCACCCAUUUUAAGAGCUUUGUUCUGAGUGUUUAAAAGGGAAAAGGUUGCGUGACAGGCGGGCGUGCGAUUUUGGAGCUACGAAAUACUGCCUUUAUCUCCCCGAUGUGUUGAUUCUUGCUCUGACAUUGAUAACCUUCGGCUGUGCCGCGCACUUCUCACGCGACUCGCAUUGCAGGGGAUCCCUCUGUAGGCCUACUAUGGACCAUAAUCCGCACAUCGAUCUAUUGAGGAAUGCAGUUACUUUUGAACAAGCUGUGGACAUGUUUCCAGAAUAGAAGAGCCAUUUUGAUAGUAGCACUUGCAACAUUUUUUGCCUGCUAUGGCUUUUACAGUUCCAACUUCUGUGCCAACUACAGUAAUGGAUUGGACGACGUGUCAAAGAGCACUGCUGAUUACUAUGCAGGAGAGACUACCGAGCAGUAUUUUUCCCUUGGCCCUGAAAAUGCUGCCCGCGUCAGGGUCAGCUACCCUGAGCCGGACACACUGUCGGUUAGCAAUUCAACCGAAAAUAUUCAUCAGACUGAACCAAAAAGUGGCCAAAAAGCGAAAAGGAGGCUUCCUCAGGCACUAAUAAUUGGCGUUAAAAAGUGUGGGACUAGGGCCUUGCUCGAGUUCAUCAGGGUGCAUCCUGAUAUAAGAGCAGCUGGUUCUGAAAUCCAUUUUUUUGACCGCUUCCACGACCGAGGCUUUGAGUGGUACAGACUCCAAAUGCCUCCAACCUUUGAGGGUCAAGUAACUAUGGAAAAGACCCCAAGUUAUUUUGUUACCAGAGACGUUCCUAAGCGAGUUUUCCAAAUGAAUCCCGCAAUAAAGAUGUUGAUUGUUGUCAGGGACCCAGUGGAGAGAGCCAUUUCUGAUUACACUCAAGCUUCAAGCAAAAAAUUAGACAUGAAGAACUUUGAGGACUUAGCCUUCAUCAACGGCUCGAGUAAACUGGUAGACACAACGUGGGGUCCAGUUCGCAUAGGAGUGUACAUUAGACAUCUGGAGAGGUGGCUCCGUCAUUUCCCCCUGAGUCAAUUCCUCUUCGUGUCUGGAGAACAGUUGAUCACCAACCCUGCCGCUGAAAUGGUGCGCGUUCAGAGAUUCCUUGGAGUCAAGCAGUUUGUGUCACAGCAGCAUUUUUAUCUGAACACUACAAAAGGGUUUCCGUGCUUGUUAAAAGCGGCAGCCAGCCCUGGCCCACGCUGUCUGGGCAAGACUAAGGGCAGAAACCAUCCCUUAAUCAAGAUGAGUGUUAUUCAGCUGCUUCGGGAAUUUUUCCGUCCUUUCAACGCUCGCCUCUACCAAGUGACGGGCAUUAAUUUUGGCUGGCCUUAAAACCAAAGAGCGUUUUUAAAGUAAUAAGUGUAUGAUGUGACAAUUUUCAGUGUUUGUUAACCAAAAGCUUCGUCUGACUGGAAGGUUUUUAUAUUAUUUUUAUGGGGAUUCUGGAGGAUAAAGAAUCUUGUGCCAAAAAUGUGACUAUAUACACACACAAAACUUGCAUUCAAUCAUCGAUGAGCUAUAGUUGCCAAAAUAAAUACGGCUUAUUAAAAAAUAUUUGAAAAUCUAAGACAAGGGAUCAUGUUAGGUGGUACCAUUUUGCAUACCUAUUAUUUUCUAUACAAAAUAUUCCUCUGUGCAUACAAAAUAAGCAAGUCAUUGCUGUGUCAUGUGCCAAACAGAAGCUUUGUAAAUAUAUAGUUGUUUUAAAGAUAACUUUUUGUGCCAAGCGGGCUCUCAUUUAGGAUUUGUGCAGAGACAUUUAAAUUAUUCGAAGCUCCAAGUUCUUGUUAAAAAAAUUUAAUCAAGACUGCGGUAUUACUCCAUGGCACAAAGAGCAAAAGUAAGUUUCCUGAUCUCAAUGAGGCGUGAGGCCUCUCAAAAAUAGCAAUAAGAAAAUUUGUCAGCGUUUGUUCUUUUUUAAGUUUUUGGUGUUAUUAACUAAUGACGCAUUUAUUUAUUCUGCGUACCUCAAUUAGAGUGCACAAUUCUACUAGUGGAUUUAAGUGACCUGAACGACAAUUACACGCUAUAUACAUAAUUAAUGUGUUAACAAUUACCCCUGCCUUAUUUUUAUCAUCUCAUUAACCUUAACCUUGUGAUUUAUUUAUAGCAACAAUUUUAUUUUGUUACUUAUUUUGCGUUUAGUUUGCCAGUGAAUAAAAAUGUUCGCAGUUAAUAAA
Messenger RNA from Cloeon dipterum, 2227 nucleotides. RefSeq names its product heparan sulfate glucosamine 3-O-sulfotransferase 3B1-like. NCBI's taxonomy places the organism in Eukaryota, Metazoa, Arthropoda, Insecta, Ephemeroptera, Baetidae. The transcript has 5 exons. The record is from RefSeq and is a predicted model, not a curated record. Bases 291 to 1379 code for a protein of 362 amino acids. Gene Ontology annotation, molecular function: [heparan sulfate]-glucosamine 3-sulfotransferase activity.